AGACACGAGAGGUCACCAAACGCAUAUCAGAUAAUUUCUCGAGGACACCAUUGUUCAAUAUUAGACGUAGACGCAGCGAUGGGUCGAAUCUGUGACUGGAUUUUUGCAGUUAUUCUAGUGUUUUUCCUUACGAAGGGAAUCUCAUCAAAUGAAGAUCUGGCAAAAGAAGUCGAUCUUUUCAAAGCAGUUGGGCUUGGUGACAAAGCAUUCGCCGGGGUCACAAAAACCACAGGACAAAACGACCAAAGUGCCGCAUAUCAAUUUACCACGUCUACGACUGAUCUCAUAGCAAGUCAGCAGGCGUUUGAACAGGCCGAUAAAAUGAUCCACAACAGCCAUGAUUUCAUCGUCUCGGCCUACGUCAAGCUCGAUCUUCUCAGAAGAUACGACAACCCUAUUGUUUCUAUUUCUUCACAAGGCGGACAUGAUCUGUAUUUCAAGUUUGUCGUCUCUGGCAAGAGUCGAGGAAAAGGUCUUGAUAUCACUGUCUCACUUCAAGUCCCAGGCGGGCGGUUAGCGCCAUUCAAAGGUUCCAGUAAAACAUCUUUGGACUUCACAAAAUGGCACAAGGUAGCGGUCCGAGUACAGGACAGUCAGUCGAUGCUGAGGAUAUUCGUAGAUGACGAAAUGGUCAGCGUGCAUCCAUUCAAGCAGCAGAUUGUUGCCUAUCCUCAAAACGCCCAGCUUCGACUUGCUCAGAUCUUCGAAGUGUAUUUGGAAAAUACUGGUGUUAUCACCAGUAAGUUUAAGGGGGAUCUUCAAGACGUUAAGUUUAUUUUGGGAAAUACUUUACGCGAUUGUCCAACAACAGCAAAGUGUGAAUGUUCAGAUGUCGUGGGGACAAAGGAUUGCGUCAUGGACGGGUUCAGGUACGAAGACGGAAACCGCUGGACAAAGGACAAGUGUACCUUGUGUCAGUGUAAGUGGGGACAAGUGAUUUGCACUCACAUCUGUCAAGUUUGCAAAGACAACGGUCGAAGCUAUCUGCACGGCGAAACAUGGAAAUCAGGAAACGAUAGCUGCCAGACCUGCAAGUGUUCGGAGGGUAACAUUACCUGCUCACCACCCUCCUGUCCAAACCCUGAUUGUAAAGGGAAGUCAGGGGAUGUGAUUACUCUUAAAGGACAGUGCUGCCCGAUUUGCAAAGAGGACCAAUGUGACGGGACAGGAAAGGUUUACAAAAGUUGUAGUUGCGACUCGACUUGUUCCAGACAAGGAUUCAAGUGUCAAUCGUGCACCGAAGGCUGUUUCUGCCCGAAAGGACAAGUGUUGGAUAAGAACGGAAAAUGUAUCGACUCUGCUAGGUGCAACUGUUUUUACAAAGGAAAGGAAUACAAGCCUUUGGAUAGUUACUCCGACCGCUGCUAUUUCUGUUUCUGUCUUGGCGGGGAAAUGAUCUGCCACAAGUUUUGCUGAGAACAGAAGCCAGGUGUCCCGGAUGAUUUACGAAAACCAAGAUGGCAGAAAGUAAAACGCACGGGCGUUUCGACUUGUAAAGUUCAUAUAAGGUUCACAUUAAUAUUGUAGAUAUUUUAUAACGCUUCAGUUUAAGAGAAGGAUUAAAACAAAGCAUAUUAGGCGAGUUAGCAACAAACAGUAGAAGGAAAUGUUUAUACAAUUUAAAUAGAAAUUAUUACCAAUUCGGGAUUUUUAAUUGACUAAGAAACUAAGAAUUUCAACGUGUAAGCAUUUAUUUUCGAGUACGAAAGAACAACGUCGACAAACUCAUUUCUCGUAUUUACGAACGUAAAUUAUUAUGCCUUUUACUGUUUGUAAAACAGUACUUCUUACUGAUUCUUUAUUGAAACAAGAUUUAGAAGCAACAAUUACCAUUAUAGUUAAAUUGUAUUAAGAUGUAUUGAAACUAAAAAAGGAUUGAAUAACUUAGUAACCUUUAUUUGGUUCACUUGAAGUUAAGUUGUCAGACAUCAUAGAGUUAAAGAAGAUGUAGUUGUGUUACAGAAAGCGAAUAUUACAGCAAGCGUUAAACUCAUACUUCAUUUGUACUUUAAUUUAUUGUAUUGAUUCACUUUUAUGUAGCUAUAACCUUUUAAAUUUAUAAUAAAAUUUUCAAGCUAC
Orbicella faveolata is the source of this 2079-nucleotide messenger RNA. RefSeq names its product protein kinase C-binding protein NELL2-like. Gene Ontology annotation, cellular component: extracellular region. Gene Ontology annotation, molecular function: protein binding. Gene Ontology annotation, biological process: positive regulation of BMP signaling pathway. The record is from RefSeq and is a predicted model, not a curated record. Lineage: Eukaryota; Metazoa; Cnidaria; Anthozoa; Scleractinia; Merulinidae.